Molecule: messenger RNA, 2668 nt
Organism: Thamnophis sirtalis
Lineage: Eukaryota; Metazoa; Chordata; Lepidosauria; Squamata; Natricidae
Gene: NRG1
Product: neuregulin 1
Biological process (GO): nervous system development; cell differentiation; activation of transmembrane receptor protein tyrosine kinase activity
Molecular function (GO): chemorepellent activity; protein tyrosine kinase activator activity
Source: RefSeq, a predicted model, not a curated record
CUCUGCUGCUGCCAUUGCCGCUGCUGCUGCUACCCUCCUUACUGGUUUUCCUUUGGCUUCUCCUGCAUGACUCCAGCUGUGUUUUCCUCCUCCUGAGCAGCCCCCAGUCUCAGAUGCUGAAGGUGAGAAGCCGGCUGUUCACUUUGGGCUGUUGUUGGUUCAGUUAACCAAUUUUGUGGAGGAAUUGAGCUUUCUGCUUUUCCUUGCCUUGUUUUGAAGAGCCGGGGAUGGCUUGAGAAGAAACUAGGAAUUUAAAAUAAGAACCUUUGAAAAGUGGGAAGGGAGGAGGAAGCUUCACUAUGAGAAGCUUCUUUUCUGAGAAUUUCGAAGGUUUAGAUUCUUUGGUGGUCUCUUUCUGUUGGAUCAUUUUUUCUGAUGCUUGGACUCUAUUUUUAUGCCUGUGCUGUGAUGCUGUAAGAUUUCUGAAGCCGGCUUUCCUGUGAAAGGGUAUGGACCCGAAACAAGCUUUAUAAUUAAGCGUUCUUGAGAAGAAUUCCCCUUGGAAAAUACAGGCUCAAAAAUGUCGGAAGCUAGUCUGGAAAAAGCUCCACAUCCUUCAACCCAGCUGAGUCCCACUGCAUCCCUUGAUGGGCUUCCUGGUGAAGAAGAGAUGCCAGAGACUCAAAGGGAGGAAACCAGGAUGCAGGGAGUAGCAGGCCUUGCAGCUACUUGUUGUGUGUGCCUGGAGGCAGAGCGACUGACGGGUUGCCUUAAUUCCGAAAAGAUCUGCAUCGUCCCAAUCUUGGCUUGCCUGAUCAGCCUCUGCCUCUGCAUUGCUGGCCUUAAGUGGGUGUUUGUGGACAAGAUUUUUGAAUAUGAUUCUCCUACUCACCUUGAUCCCAGUAGGGCUCGACAAGAUCCGAUUACCUCUAUGGACCCUACUGCACUGUCUGCUUGGUUGCCAUCUGCAGCGCAAACCUCCUACUUCCCCCUUCCCACCAAUGAAGCCGCACAGGAGAUCAUGGAGCAACCCAGAGGCCCCAUGGUAGUUACUUCUGAGAUUGCCUCUAAUCCAUCUCCAUAUAACACUGUCCGAAAUGAUUAUUUCUUGCCAUCUUUGGUACCCUCGCUACCUCUGCCUAGCCUAAAACCUGAAGUGAAAAGACCCACCACUGCAUCCCUGGUACAAGAAAUUGAAACCAAUAUCCAAACAGCUGCACCAAAAUCAGCCACUACAUCUACUACUGGGACAAGUCAUCUCACAAGAUGUGAUGUGAAUAAGAAAGGCUACUGUGUAAAUGGGGGUGAAUGCUUCAUGGUCAAAGAUCUUCCAAACCCAAGAUAUUUAUGCAAGUGCCCAAAUGAAUUUACUGGUGAUCGCUGUCAAAACUACGUAAUGGCCAGCUUCUACAAACACCUUGGGAUUGAAUUUAUGGAAGCUGAGGAACUCUACCAGAAAAGGGUGUUGACCAUAACUGGCAUCUGCAUUGCUCUUCUUGUUGUUGGCAUCAUGUGUGUUGUGGCAUACUGCAAAACCAAGAAGCAGCGGAAAAAGUUACAUGACCGUCUCAGGCAAGGCCUUCGAUCAGAACGCAAUCACAGGGUCAACAUGGCAAACGGGCCUCACCAUCCUCAUCCACCGCCAGAGAAUGUCCAGCUGGUAAAUCAAUAUGUAUCUAAAAACAUAAUUUCCAGUGAACAUGCUGUUGAGAGAGAAACUGAGGCAUCUUUUUCUACAAGUCACUAUACCUCAACUACACAUCAUUCUACAACUGUCACCCAAACUCCCAGCCACAGUUGGAGUAAUGGUCGGACCGAAAGCAUAAUCUCUGAAAGUCAUUCAGCCCUUGUGUGCUCCUCAGUUGAGAACAGCCGCCAUGCAAGCCCCUCAGGACCUCGCGGUCGCCUCAAUGGCAUUGCUGGACCAAGAGAAUACAACAGUUUUCUCCGGCACGCACGAGACACACCGGACUCUUACCGCGAUUCACCGCACAGUGAAAGGUACGUAUCUGCCAUGACCACGCCAGCUCGCAUGUCUCCUGUAGAUUUCCACACUCCAAGUUCUCCAAAAUCACCAGCUUCACAAAUGUCUCCACAAGUCUCCAGUUUAACAAUGUCUGUCCCGUCUGUAGCUGUCAGUCCAUUUAUAGAAGAAGAGAGGCCUCUCCUGCUGGUGACCCCACCCAGGCUGCGGGAAAAAUACGAGCUUCACUUACAACAGUUCAAUUCUUCUUACCACCACAAUCCUCUCCAUGAAAGCAACAGCCUACCACCAAGUCCCCUGAGGAUGGUAGAGGAUGAGGAGUACGAAACCACGCAGGAAUAUGAACCUACACAAGAGCCUCCAAAGAAACUCGUCAACAGUCGGAGGGCCAAAAGAACAAAGCCCAAUGGCCACAUUUCCACUCGAUUGGAAAUGAACACUGGCACAAGUUGUGAGAACAGUAGCUCAGAGAGUGAGACAGAAGACGACAGGAUAGGUGAAGACACACCUUUUCUGAGCAUACAAAAUGCUACAACCGCUGAACUAGAAUCAGCUGCUGCAUAUAGGCUCACUGACACUAGGACUAACCAAGCCAGCCGCUUCUCAACGCAGGAAGAAUAUCAAGCAAGAUUGUCUGGUGUAAUAGCUAAUCAGGAUCCCAUCGCUGUAUAAAGGAGGAGAGAGAGAGAAAGAGAGAAACACUUUAAAAAAAAACACAUAGAUUCACAUGUAAAACUUUAUUUU